This is a messenger RNA of Klebsormidium nitens, 1989 nucleotides long. The record is from the annotation of a GenBank genome assembly. NCBI's taxonomy places the organism in Eukaryota, Viridiplantae, Streptophyta, Klebsormidiophyceae, Klebsormidiales, Klebsormidiaceae.
CUAAUAGCAACUGCCGGGCGGAGCUGCAAGCGCCAAGUGGUCAAGUCGUUUCAGGCCUGGAGUAAGUGAUUGCGCUGGCAGCCUUUCCUACUUGGGAGUUAGAAUCCAUCAUUACCAUGUCUCUGGAGUUGCUUGAGCGUUUGGGGGCAAACAAUGUGCCUUGCUCUGACACUUCAGUAUUGUGCUCUGUUCUGAAGCUGUGGGUCUGCUCUGAGUUAAAUUGUGCCUCAGUCGCUGUGGGCAAUUCAGACCUCUCUUUCGUGUGGUUGCAAAUGUGACCAGCGGAGCUAGUGCUUGUUAGAAAAUGGCGACAAGCCGGCCUUGUGGCAGGGUCAAGUCUGAUCACAGGGUCUGCCAGGCUGCACGCUUUGCGCGCGCCGCAGAGUACAGGGAGCGCAUCACAAUUAGUGCAGAAAGGCAGGAGUUUCUAAUCGUUGCUGUCGAUUCGCGAAGCAAUGACAUUCCUGUCCCUCGCCGGCGGCGGUGCAAGAGCUUAAAAGGGGUAGAGUAUGAAGGGCAGCCUGCUCGCAGAAUUCCAAGAGGUCGGCGCUUCAGCGCUGCUGAUCAGAAAGCAAAGCGUCACAGUGCGCGGGUGCUCAAAGAAGCUUUGGAUUGGGAUGCAGGACGCGACCCGCAUGCCAUUUACUGCCGCGAGUGCGAGACGGCCGCGGAGUAUGGGCUCCGCGGGGGCAAGAUGGGAGGGGCGGUCGCAUACUUCUGCGAUAGCCACGGGCCAUCAAAGGGAUGUUUCAAGAUCGACAGCGACCGUGCAGCAUGGGUUCAGGGGCGCGAGAAGGCGCGAAGGAAGGCAAACCAUGCCUGUCCUAAACGCGAGCAGCUGCAGAAGGGAGCUGGGUCAUCUGCUGUUCCUCAGUCAUGGAUCGCAGCAGCAGGAUCUCAAGGCACCGGCGUUCACGGCACGCGCCAUGCAGACGAGCCUUCCGCCGCUGCCGCGACUCAUCCUACUCUGGACCCCUCACAGCACGAGCGCGCCGCCGCCAGCUCGAGCAACGACGAGGCGCAGUACGCGCAGCGCCCCGCACGUGAGGGCCUUUGCGCGCCGUCAAACAACCUCCGGCCGGGGCGGCUUCCUGCCACGAGCAGCCGUCGUCCGGUGCUCAGCAGAUCGCAAGGGGUUGCGCGCGCUGACUGCGACGUCAACGACAGCCUGGACCCAACCACUGGCCCCCGCUGUGCGACUGGGGACCACUCUGAGUCGGACUGCAGUCUUGGCGCAGCCUGCCAUCAGCACGCCGCCAGUGACGAGGCGCAGCCCGGGCAGCCUCCCGUCCACCGCGCAGAGGGUCUGUGCGCGCUGUCACGCAGGAGCGCCACGUUUGCGGCACAGCCCACUGCCACUAGGAGCGUGCUGGUGAGGAGCGCGUUCCAAGGAUUUCCAGCGUACGAGUGCGGGUCGGACAAGGUCUACUACUCUUCGGCAUCAAAGAGCAGGGCACUAAUAGUGACACAACUGAUGAUCGGGGGCAUCGAAAGCAACCCGGGGUGGCCCACACACGACCCCAACGCCCCGAGCAGCUCACGCGGGCGGCCCCUGAUUCAGCUUCCGACCGCGGAGGAGGUUCAGGAAAGCGUCAGGUCAAAGCCAGUCAGCACCGAGCCAUUUGCUACGUGGCAAGCAAGCCAAUCGAAUCCGAACUGGGUGGCAGAGGCGAUGGCGCUCUCGGCAGUGCAAGCGGGUCACCCGCAGGGUCAAGAGCCGUUCACUGCGCCAGGCGUCGCCCGGGAGGUCACAGGCCCCUCCUUCAGCGGCCCGCAUCCUACCAGCAAUCCCCGUCCCGCUGCUACAGAGCGGACACCUACGGAGACGGGCCCUUCCAGCAGCGACCCGCAUUCUGACAGCCAGCCUCGCUCCGUUGCUACUGAGGUUGCGCCUACGGAGGUCGGGCGUCGGAAGAGGACGGCCCCGAGCAGGGAGAGCUCUCCGGCGCCUAGCGGAAGCUGCCGCGACGUCUGAUCAAGAGGGUGCCU